This is a messenger RNA of Schistosoma rodhaini, 7405 nucleotides long. Lineage: Eukaryota; Metazoa; Platyhelminthes; Trematoda; Strigeidida; Schistosomatidae. The record is from the annotation of a GenBank genome assembly.
CUCAUGAUUUCAACUAUGAAAAAAAUUGUCAAUUUAUCCAUAUGUAUACAAUGUAUUUGUCCUUAUAUUUCAAAAACUUCCACUCAACAUUAAAGUGUACAGAUUGAGUAACAUAAUCAAUAUGGUUUUCUCUUUUUUAUCUACGUAGUUUUAUAUCUGUAGCACAAACAUUUUUUCACAAUGGGGCUCCAAGGAACUUAUCUCACUAAAUAACGUAUUUACCAAAUAUAUGUCUGUAUCUACACUGAAGUAAGUAAAGCGAGGAUCUAACCUGUAACCUACAUGGCGAAACCUGAGUGCUUUAAAAACUAAAUCACAACAGUUACUUUUGUGGCUAAGACUUUCCAUUUUAAUCGUUUUCUUUGAUUACUGUAAUCCAUUCGUGAAAAUAAUACUACCACAUACUUCACAGCAGUAAUUGAUGAAGAGUGACGGUUAAUGCUGAAAGGGGAUUUACUUUGCUCAUAGUUUUUCACUUCAUAAAUGGUUUAGUACAGUAAUAUGUAAUCGUUUAUCUCUACUUUAAAAAGGGUUGGAUAUUGUCUAACAGUGGGAUUUAUGACGCGCGUUUCGUCCUGUUUGAAAUUGUUCAGUUAGGUGUACGUGUAUCUAUAUCGAUGCUCACUCCAGGACUCGGGCUCAUUGAUAUUCUCUUCAAACGCUAAGCAGUUACCCAUUUAGUUACUGAAUCCACAUCCGUCAGUUUACGUAAUGGGAACAAAGUAUAAUUUAGUUGCAACCGAAUUAUUCAGUAAUAGUAUUUGAAUACUAUUCAUAGCUAGGAGUCAAACGAAUAAGCUGAGCAUUUUAUAAGCUCAUAUACAUUUUUUUGCUAUUCCGUAGGGACUGUAUUCAAUAUCGUCUCCGUGUAAUAAAACAGCGUCUUGAUAUUGUGAUUGUGUAUUUAAAUGCUUCUUUCAUUUAUUUUUGGAACCUUUUACGAUGCUUUCAAGUAAAUCGUCAAUAGUAGGUCAAUACUGAACUUUAAAAACGUUCUAUGUUCAAACGUCAUCAUUGUAAAAAAUUAUUUAUUUGAUCAAUUCUAGGUUCAAUUAAAAAAUGCUGCUCGGUGUUUGGAAGAAAGUUUAAUUCUUUUAGAUCAACAUUAUUCACCUUUGGAAAUUAUAUACGAUUGUUUUGUUUUUCAUGAUGGCAAUGAAUGGGUCGCUUGUAUAGAUACAAGUCCAUACAAUCCAAAUACAAAAUUGUCCGAUUUACCAUUAUUACGAGAUUAUACAGUUAACCAUGAAUAUGCAUCAUUUGGUGAACAAACCCAACUUUAUUAUACAGUGAAAAUUUUUGACAAUGGAAAGUUACUACAGAUUGUUACAAAUAACAGUAGUCAUGGCACUCAUGUUUCAGCGAUUGCUUCAGCGUAUUUUCCCAAUCAUCAUUCAGAAACUUCAUCUCCUAGUAGUGGAACUGUUACUAAUUCUACCAUGUUGUGCGAUCGUGAUGGAGUUGCACCUGGUGCACAAAUUGUAAGCAUUAAAAUUUCAGACAGUCGUUUAGGUCCAAUGGAAACAGGAAUUAGUUUAUUACGUGCCAUCCGAUGGACAAUUGAACUAAAAUGUGAUAUUGUAAAUUACAGUUUUGGUGAACAAGCAAUUUGGCCAAAUAUUGGACGUAUCUCAAAGUAUUUGAAUCGAAUGAUUCAUAAAUAUGGUAUCAUUAUGGUUGCAAGCGGUGGGAAUAACGGACCUAGUUUGGGUUCAUUAAGUUGUCCAGGUGGUACAGUUCAAGGUGUGAUUGGUGUUGCACCCUUAGUAUUUCCUGACAUGAUGCAUUAUCUAUAUUGCCAACCAAGUGAUUCAUCGUUUGAUUACAACUGUUUAUAUAAUAAGUUUUGUGAUAAUGAUUCUCAAUCAAACUACCAAUCGGAGAAUGUGUAUUCAACUUCUCGGAAUUCUGUGAAUCAUUCUCGUCUUAGUGAAAAUGCUAAACCAACUGCUUAUAAUUGGGGUAGUCGUGGUCCAGCAUUUGAUGGGGCUUUAGGAAUAUGUGUUGCUGCUCCCGGUGGUGCUAAUACGUCUAUAGCUAGUUGGCAAUUAAAACCAGCCAGUGUUCUGAGUGGAAGUUCAAUGAGUGCACCUAUGGUUACUGGUGGAAUUAGCCUUAUACUCUCCGGAUUGCGUCAUCGAUAUACAUGUUCUGAGAGUCAAAGGUUGAAAAUCCCACCAUCACUUAUUUAUAGAUGCCUAAUAAAUACUUCUAAAUCAUUUGAACAUUUAUCUUAUUUGGAUCAAGGUUAUGGUUUGAUGCAAGUAGAUAGAGCCUUCUGUUAUGUAGAUUGUCUCAUACAUAAAUUAUAUGAACGAAAUAAAGAAAUAACUAAUCUGUGUACAGAUUUCAAGAAUGUAAAUGGUGUUGAUCAUGUUGAUGAUAUAUCCUCUCCAUCAUCUAAUGUUGAAAACUCGUCAAUAAAAUUAUUACCUGUACCUGAUCCAUGUAUAAUGUAUGGUUGGCAUAUUCGAUUGACUGUUUCUGGACCUGGUUGUACACUACAAAAUCGUGGAAUCUGGUUAAGACGUGGUUGGUUACUUAGUCCACGAGCCGUGAGCAAUGGGGCCUCAUUACCAUUGUUACGGUACACCGUGAGUAUGAACAUUGAAUUUGACGAGUAUGUUCCUAUUGAUAUUCGACGAAACAUGGAAUUACAUCUAACUACAGAGGUAACUUCUGACCUAGAUAAACUAACAAAUUAUAAUGCUUGGUUACAAAUUGCAUCAAUGAUAACUAUUACAAGUACACCAAGAGAUAUUAACCUAGUUAUCGAUCCAAACCGAUUUAAUCAAUUAUUAUGUGAAAUAAAUGAGGAAAAUUCUCCCUCAAAUGAUGAAUAUGAUGCAACAAUAAAGAAAACACAAUAUGCAUGCAAUAAAUGUUUAGGAACUAACAAAAACCUUUCUAAAGGACUGCUAAAUCAACAGGAGAUAUCUUCGAUAUCAGAGGACAAAUUAACAUCACAAGUAUUUGCAGAACAACAACAUCAGCAGGCGCAACACAAUGAACUAUCAGGUUUUGGUUGGCCAUCAAAUCUAAUUUCUUCAAUUAAACAUCCUUUUCAUUCAUUGCCUGUUAAAUCACAGAAACCAUAUGUUAUGAUGCUUAGUUUUAAAGCUAUAAAUGAACCAGAAAUGGGCCGGUUAGCAGAUAUACCAAUAAUUGUACAUGUGCCACAUAGGUUACAUAGAGAUUGUUUUUCGGACCACCCACAUUUCUUGUUCUCAGAUAGAUUUGAUGCUAAAAAUAAAGUAAGGAGAUGGUUCAUUGAAGUUCCGUAUGGAGCUACUGCUGGGAUUUUACGUUUAGCACGGUUAGACGAUGAUGGGGAUAAAUCGUGUGAAUUUACAAUUACUAUUAAUUCACCAUGUAUUGGUAUGGAUUCGGAUAGUCAAGAAAUUCGAUGGACAUUUGUUGAAUUAAAUAAAUUUGGUCAAACUAAAUCAACUUUAAAACGCAAUGAUAAAUAUAAACCAGCAUUGAGUUCAGAUGAUUUCGACUGUGCAUCACAAUUUGGAUUUCCUAUUAAAUGGGAGACAGAUUGUUUAGAAUUAACUAUAGCACAACAUUGGGGAUUGGAAAUGCCAGCUAUUGUAAUCGGUGAAUUGUAUUUUCGUGGUCUUGAACCAAGUCUUAAAAACAUUGUAUUGAAUACAAGUGAUCGUUAUUGUCGUAUCGGUUUACGUUCUAAUUUUAUCAAUGAAUCAAUACAACCGGAUAUAUGGUUAACUCACUGGUGUUUACCUGUCAAGCCUCAUGAUUCGAAAUUUUUUUAUUUAGGUCAUGGAAUAAAUGAACUGCUUCCCAACGAUUGUGGUUCGUAUGCUCUACGUUUAACGUAUCGGUUUAGUUGUCCAUUCAAAACAGCUACAACCAUCAUUUCUUUGCCUUGGUUACAAGAUAUGCUUUAUACCAGUGAUUAUUCAAUUCAUAUAUUUCAUAUUUAUGAUAAUUGUGGCCGAUAUAUUGGUGCUGGUGAAUACGAUGGACAUCGUCAACAACGUCCGAAAUUUACUUUUAAUUUGCAAAAGGGUGACUAUAAAGUGAUUGCACAGAUUUGCCACGAAAGUGGUCCAUCUUUAAAACGUGAACCAAUAAAACCAUUAUCUGUCCCUUGUUCACCAGGGACUGAACUGUCGUAUGUGUUAAGUGAAUACAAGAAUGCUGAUUCUGCCGCGAUCAAUUCCACUUGGUCACCGUUACAAUCAUUACAAAACACUCCAAUAUUAGUAAGUUUUCGUUUAACUGGUGGAAUGGAAUUAGCUAGUGGUAAAAAAGGCGGUUCUUCUUUAACUGGACAAAGUGUUGUACAAUUUGAAUUCAGCUCAUUUCCUUCAUCACUUAAUUUGAACGGUACCAAAUUCUGUUCAGCUAUGGAUCCUUUAACAUCUGAUGCCAAACAAACUUCGAUGAUCAAUCGUAGUAUAUUAAAUAAUCAUUCAUCAAAUGCAAUUACAAAUGAUCAACACACAGAUAAUAUUGAAUCAAAUCGUUUUGAAUUGGUAAAGCUGUUACCAUGUCUUCCUAGUCGAGUGAACGCAUACGAAACAAUUAGUAUUUUUCUAGGUCUUACAAAUGAACGUUAUCCAACGUAUGCAGUACCAGGUUCAUAUUUUUCUGGAGCAAUUGGAUUCUAUGAUUCUAAUUUACUACAUAAUUUAGUGACUUAUCCAUUUCGUUUAAUCAUGGAUAAUUCAAACAUACUGUCUUCAAAACCUACUUUAAUUACAACAACGACUACUACUACUAAUACCGCUACUUCAUCACCUGUACUCCCCUCAUCCUCGGUAUUAUCAUCUGAUCAUAACAAUAUGAAAAUAAAAGAACUACCUAGAAAGUUAUUAAUCAGUUAUAUGGGUUUAAGUAAUGAAGAUCUGGAAUGGAUCCAAUGUUUCGGUGAGUUAUUCCUCUUCAACUCCAGAUCAAUUGAACAUCAAUAUAAGAAGAAUGAAAAUUCGCUUAAUAAUAAUCAUAAUAACGAUUUUAAGAAUGUAGACACAUCCCAUACAUCAACUCAUCAAAAUCAUCACAAAGAGAAAACAUACCAAUUGGAUAAACCUUAUGAAAAUAAUAAUACUAACCAUGGUUCAUCAUCGAAUAUGUGUAACAACUUGAUAGAUGAUGUGAAAACAGAUUUAAUCGGUGAACGUAAAGGAUGGUACGCUGAUAAUAUUCCAAACAAUGAUGUGAAUGACGUUGAACUAAAGGUAGAGGUUAAUAACUACACGAAAUCAUCACCAAACGAAUCAGAUUCACAAUCGAAUGAUCAUAAUACACUAGAUUCAUUGAAUAUCAUUGAAAAACAUGCUAAAAUCUCGACAAUACCCAACAAUAUUGACUUUAAUGUCAAUCAUUCAAAUAGCGAAACGAUAUGUGGUCAACAAACAUUAGGGGCAACAGCAUCAGUAGUAGUGAUAACACCACCGAAAUCCACCACGGAACAUAAUCUACCAAAUGAUAGCAAAAAUCAAACAUCAUCAUCAUCAUUCAAGGUGAAUAGCUAUAAUUCAGAUGAAUUCAGUACUAUUCUUUGUAAAAUUCAUGUAGAUUUAUGUUCAUUGGAUAAACCAUUCAUAAGUACCUUUGACGACGAUGACUUUAUUAAUAUUCAUAAUAACAAUAACAACAACCAUUGGUAUACUAAUCUAUGCAUGCUUUUAAAAGAACGUUUCAAACUAUGGUAUGAUAUAGAUUGUUUAAUGAAUGGUCGAUUAAUAAAUUCCGAUGAAACAUUAAACCUGUUGAACAAAUUUUUUGAAUUCUCAUCAAUGCCAACUAUACAAAAGACAACGCAAUUACAUAGUUCAAACGUUUCAAUCAAUUAUUCGGCAGUGCCUACGAAAGAGAAUAAUUUGUUUUAUCAUCUAUUGAAUGCUUCUUUACCGUCUAGUAAUAAUAAUAAUAAUAAUAAUAAUAAUAAUAAUAAUAAUAAUAAUAAUAAUAAUAAUAAUAGUAACUCAGUGACACCUAUGAAGAAGAAUCCUAAGAUCAACACUUCAACCACUACUGAUGGUACAUGUGUUUUUGCAAGUUCAUGUAGUAAUCUAUCAUUGAAUGGUGAAUGUACACUAUCCUCUCCUUUAUCAUCACGAUUAGAACUGUGCAAAUCUGAUUCUUUGUGUAAUCUUCUUAAACCUGAACCUUCUGAUGGGUGUGUUGUAAGUCAAUCUAAUCGAGGAGUAGCCAAGUCUGAAAACAAAGAUAAUCCAAAACCCUUCGGAAUGAAUUUAAAUGAAUUUAAAUUACGUCUUAUCGAUGUACUAACUCGUUAUGGUCGUCUUAUUGCUGAACGUUUAAUUUGUUUAAAUUAUAUCCAUAAUCAAUUGACUUAUUCAAAUCAAUAUAAAUGGUCAUUAAAUAACUUUAUGGAAUCCAAAUGUAAACUGAUGACAUCUUCAAGUCACGAACUUAGCCAACAAUCAUCAUCAUCAUUAUCUUGUUUUGAAUUAGUUCAAUAUCUUGACAAGAUUUAUGAACGUUUAAUUAAAUUAACUAGUCAAACAGCUUUAGGCACUGAUUCUAUUGGAUUCAAUAUUCAAUUAGGUAAUCAUGCAUUACCUGGUUGGCUUCUUUUAUCAACUGAUUUUAAACAGAAUAAAAGUGAUGAAAAUUUAUCCGCUAUGAAUUAUGGUUCAGUUGGUGGACGAUUAAUUACAUUUUUUAUUUUAUAUAUGAUCAUUAAACAACAAUAUGCUGAAGCUACUUAUUAUUUUAUUCGUUUAUUAUAUCAAAUUGACGAACCUCCUGUUGGAGCAUUAAAAGGUAUUAUUAACUGUUCAUUUCCAUCUUCACCUACAUCUUCAUUUGGAGUUCUACGUCAAUGUCAUGCUACUUUAGAAAAUUCUUUAGAGAUAGCUAAAUCAACUCUUCCUUGGUUAACAUGGCUUCUAAAACAAAUUGGUUGGUCUGAUUUAGCAGUUUACUUAAAUCAACAAGCUCCAAUCUUAUUUCCUCAAAGAGACUAUAGUCUAUUAGGUGAAAACAAUUAAGUGAAUCUAUUCAGCUAUAUAUAUAUAUAUGUAUAUGUAUGUAUAAAUUGAUAUAUAGUCUUUCAAUGAUGAUGAAUUUUUCAUACCCUUAUCAUUUUCUGUAAUGAUUGUAGACUCACGAUAUGAGUUAUACUUUAAAAUGUGUCUUAACAACAAUGUCUUGGGAGUUUUUUUUGUAGUUUUUUUUUUAAUCAAGCGUUUACUUUAAUGCAUUCUUAUAUUGUUUCCUUCCGUUCUUAAAAAAAAGGGGGGGGCAAAUUAUUCAACUAUAACUUAUCACCAGUUGAAAGAUCCCCAUAUAAUAUAAUUUCUCAUUUGUUAAUUUUUGUGCUGAUUUUCAUUUCAAGUUUUUAUUUUGUUAAGAAUUCUAAAAAACGAAACUGUACAAUCAUUAAUUAUAUUUCUAUUCUUUC